Molecule: messenger RNA, 1146 nt
Organism: Trichoderma virens Gv29-8
Lineage: Eukaryota; Fungi; Ascomycota; Sordariomycetes; Hypocreales; Hypocreaceae
Exons: 2
Biological process (GO): 'de novo' NAD+ biosynthetic process from L-tryptophan
Cellular component (GO): cytoplasm
Molecular function (GO): metal ion binding; indoleamine 2,3-dioxygenase activity; heme binding
Source: RefSeq, a predicted model, not a curated record
AAUUUUCAUAUACAUCAUCGAACGGGAUUCAUUCCAUCACAUAUGCCACUACUAAGACUUCCAAUUGAAUGGGAGGUAUGGGAGGUGAUGUUGGAUGCUGCAAAGUCCCAAAGUUUUAAGGCAGCUGGGCGGCUUUCAGUGAUGGAUAUCCCGCAGAAAAUAGCCGAGAAUGAGAAAGUCCUAGCAUGGAAGAAGCUGGUUGAUAAGAUGCCAGUAUUGUCAGUCGACAACAUCAAAGGGUGUGAAAGAGAGCUCAGAAGAGCACACCUUGUCCUUGCCUUUAUCGUUCAAAUUUAUGCACACGCUACUUCCUCAACGGAAUCCAUUACUAUCCCUCGUUCGCUUACUGUGCCACUGCUUCAUGUCUCCCACGAGCUGAACCAUGCGCCUUUUAUUACUUAUUCUGAUCAUGCUCUUCACAACUGGUCUCAUAAAAAUCCUCGUGACCAGGAAUCUCCUCCAACUUGCGAUAAUCUUCAGUCUCAACUCACAUUUACGGGAACUCCCGACGAGGAUGAAUUGUACAUCAUCGAUAUACGAAUGGAACUCAAAGGCGCUGAAGCAAUUGAAUUAAUGAGAUUAUUCACAAAUGAGAUUGACGCUGGAAAUAAUCUUGACAUUGAUCGCAUCACAAUGUAUCUCACGCAAACAACAAGAGCCCUUGAGGAGAUGAAAGGCAUCUUAUUAAGUACCAAGGAGCUAGUUCGGCCUGAGAUAUUUUACAAUGACAUUCGACCAUGGCUUGUUGGAGCUGAUGCGGAUCCCUGGAGCCAAAAAUGGGCCUGGGAAGGUAAAGAAGAUGUUGAGAGCUCAGAAGAGGCUCUAAAAAAUAUCAGUGGUCCGACUGCAGGUCAGAGCCCUCUGCUUCAUACUCUAGAUGCGUAUCUGGGUAUAAAAGAAAGCAACAGUAAGAGCUCGUUCCUAGACCGCAUACAAGGUUAUAUGGAUCAUAAGCAUCGAACAUAUCUUCAAAGCCUUCGAUCAAGAAACAGCCACAUUCGAUCCUUUGUCCAAGACAUAGCUAAGAAACAGGGUACUAAUUCGCCGGUUGUGGUUGCGUAUAAUGCCAUAAUUAAGGCGUUCAAAAGUUUCAGAGACGCACAUCUCAUUAUUGUGGCGUUAUACGUCAUAAUUCCUUCUAGAAAG